GUGAACGGUGGACAAAAGAUCAGUAGUAUUCAUUACGGAAGAACUUUGAAUGUGAAAAAAUACUUUCGGCGUACAACAGAAUUUCUGUUGAAAUUAGUUUCAAGAUUACAUUUUUGGACUUUAGUUCGUGGAAUAUAAACAUUAUUGACUCAUUAUUAUUAUUUAAACAUGUUAAUUGACUCGAAAAAGGCGUGAAAUACAGAAUACGUUGUCUCUAAACUUACUUCGGCGAAACAAUAAUCAUGCUUGAUCUACCUCCAUUUCUUUAACUUUAUAUAUUUGUCAACUAUGACUUGCAUUACCGAUAAGGAAGUGAACGCAAAUGCAGGUUCUUCGUACUAGCAGAAGAAGCCAGCUAACUAAUUGUCAACUAAAGCUGCUAGCGUAGUUCAACAGCGGAUUAAUUCUUAGUUUUUCAGAUAACACGUUUCUACGGCACGAUCACUCCUAAAUAGAUGUUAAAUAAUGAGGUACAUCGCAAUGACAUAUUCUCUGAGAACACUUUUGUCGGUCCUUGUGGUGAUAUUUCUUCUAUUAUUAGGGAUUCCUUUUCUCACCAAAAGUGUGAUAGUAGAAGUUACUGAAGUUACCGAACACGAAGCGAUGCGUUCUUCUCCCGAGACGGAGGACUUGUUUUUCCACCCUGACCUCCUGGGCAAAGACAUGCGAGACGAGGCCGUCAUCCAGGCAGCUCGAGAGGCCCUCAUCGCGCCCGCCCGAGAGGGUCCUUACUACCUUGACAACCCGCGCCAGAAGUUCUACUCCCAGCACGGCCAAGACAAACACGUCACGAAGAUUUUCAGGGAUAUGAGAGGAGGCUUCUUCUUCGAAGUAGGAGCGUUGACGGGAGAGAGCUUAUCUAACACACUGUACCUUGAACGGGAGCUCGGCUGGACGGGCGUUCUGAUGGAGCCCACGCCCGUCAGCUACCACGUCCUCAAGAGCAAGAACAGAAGAGCGCACAUCAUGCGGGCGUGCCUCGCCCCCGACACCAGCUACAGGGAACCUGUCUUUGAUAUAGGGAGAGAAGCUUGGGGCAACACUCUUGUGGACGCCGAGAAGACCAGUAAGUCGGUGGGAGUUCCGUGCUAUCCAUUCUACAGCAUCCUGGCGGCCCUGGGCAACCCUGUGGUGGACUACAUGUCACUCGACGUCGAGGGCGUUGAAUUGAAGGUGCUGAAGAGCAUCCCGUGGGAUGACGUGAAGAUCAGAGUGAUCACCAUCGAGAUCUUCUUACUUCCUGAAGGCCCUGAAGCGCUCAGGACGUUCAUGGAAGGAAAAGGCUUCAAGUUUAUAAAGCAACUCAACCAAGACUAUCUGUUCAUCAAUAAACAACUCAGUGGAGGUUUGAACAUGAACGUUACUAAGUAAGAAGCUUCUAAGCAUACGAAUAUCAAUGAGAAUUAAUUUCCAACGCUGUUCUCUCUUAGGUAAUUAAUUCGCUAGUUUCAAUCGCUAAUAUAAAUAAUUUAAAUUCCGUUUUCCCUCGUUAGUUUGAACGAAAAUUAACUGAAUUUUGUUGGAAGACUUGCAAACGCAAUCCUUUACCUACUCGCUGGCGGAUAACUUUUUCGAUAGUUGUUUGAAAAUUAGCAUGAAAGUUUCGAAAAAGAUGAAAGGAUACAAAAUUUAAGAACUUUCUGUUAUACUGAAUAAUUUGAACUUCCACUCAACAAUGUCCUUCUAAUUUUUUUGUACUAAUCUGUUUUAGUCGCUGUAAAAUUUCACGCGGUUGAUCCUUUGGCAAAUCAUAACAAAUUGGGGAAAUAAUUGCGGUCCAUCCAAACAUUUUGAUCAAUAGUAUAAUAGUCGGCUCUUUCAACAAUCAUUCCAUAAAGUUUGUGUUUACUGCUUUAAAUUGGCCUUGGAAUAAUUUUGUAAUUCCAGUUAUGUUUUCGCUAUGUUAGGGCUGUUGCAAAGUAAAACCAAAUGAAUCUGAAAACAAAGGUUCCCAGUUGCGAAAUUUGAUGCUUCGUAAUUUCUUACUAAAUGAAAAUGGAUGAUCUAUGAAGUAGCUGCACGAGUCUUAUGACUUUGGUUUAGAUAUAUUGUCAAGUUUCUUAUUACUUUUUUCAAUAUAUUGUACAAUAUUUUUCGUUUGCCUUGGUAAUUCGAAAAUUAGUGUACCGAUGAACAUUUUUAUAUCUUUAACAACGUUUCGAAUGUAUCAGUCAUUCAUUAUUAAGUUACAAGUCACUUUGAGCGAUGAAAUUUGGAUCGGCAUAAGUACAAAAUCUUGCAAAUAGGAUACUAGUACUCAAAAAUCAAUUUGGUUAGAAAUAAAUAUAAAUAUGAUAAAGAAUUA
Molecule: messenger RNA, 2305 nt
Organism: Hyalella azteca
Lineage: Eukaryota; Metazoa; Arthropoda; Malacostraca; Amphipoda; Hyalellidae
Exons: 5
Coding region: 466-1371 (301 amino acids)
Source: RefSeq, a predicted model, not a curated record